This is a messenger RNA of Vicugna pacos (alpaca), 2871 nucleotides long. It is a transcript of the gene RXFP4, whose product is annotated as relaxin family peptide/INSL5 receptor 4. Gene Ontology annotation, molecular function: C-C chemokine binding; C-C chemokine receptor activity. The record is from RefSeq and is a predicted model, not a curated record. NCBI's taxonomy places the organism in Eukaryota, Metazoa, Chordata, Mammalia, Artiodactyla, Camelidae. Gene Ontology annotation, biological process: positive regulation of cytosolic calcium ion concentration; G protein-coupled receptor signaling pathway; calcium-mediated signaling. Gene Ontology annotation, cellular component: external side of plasma membrane; membrane.
UCCAAGCCAAGAGAAAAUGAGCCCUAUGUGUUAAAAAACAUCUUCGCUGCCAGACUGGGGAGGUGGUGCUGGGUGGAUGGAAGAGUAAACACGGCCCUGAGAGAUGGAAUGGCUGGCACAAAGUCACACAGGAGCAGUCCCUCAGGCCAGGAGGCUCACUCAUGGGGCUCACCCGAACUUGGGCUGGACACUCCCCUCUGCCACCCUCUUCACACUCAUCCUGCCCAUGGUUAAAGACCCAAAUAUCCUGGCACCUGGAUCUCUUUCACCUCUGAGUCUCUCCUACAGGUUCAUCAUACUCACUGUUGAUUAUCCUGCAGGGCCCCUCACCUUCCCCAGCACUCAAGGGAACUGAACAUUAAACACCUUAAAUAGCUGGCAGAGGACAGGAAGGUGUUGAGUAUUUUGGAAUCCUUGAAAAAGCCUCAUUCUGUCAUCUACCCAUUCUGCAAAGGGUAGGGAUAUGGGCACAAAAGGGAGGACCCAAUGAGGCAUUUCUUCCAUUGAGGACUGAGAUCACAGGGAGACAGGGUGAGGUGUGGUGACGGUAUCCAUGUCUGAAAUGGGGUUUGGGAACUGAGAGAGAGAGUGGGGUACCGCUGACCUCUGACUAGAGCAGGGAAAGUGUGACAUAGCAGCGGGAGUGACAGAGGUUGGCAGGACUUCUUUAUACUCAGGAGCAGGAAGAGAAUGGAGGGCAUGCCCCAGGUCCGCUCAGGUCCUCAAAGGACAUUCCGGUGCAGAGGGAACAGGAAGCUGUGACUUCCUCUCCCCUUUCCCUCCCUGUCCUUGGCCUCAAGGUCACUUUCUGCUGCAAUGAAUUCCAACCUGUGUUUUCCUUGGCACCACUCAGUACCCUGCUCUCUUCUGCCACAAACACCGCCAACUUUUCCUUUGAAAUCAUAUUCAUUCAUGCAAAUAACAGUGUACAAAGUGCUUUUUCAUGUGUUAUCUCAUUUCAUCAUGCCAAUCCUGUGAAGCAGAUAGUUUCAUCUGAAAAUUUAAGCAAGGAAACAGGCUCAGAGGAGUACAGUAAUUGACUCAAAGUCACACAGCUAGUGAGUAGCAGAUCUGGGACUCCAGAUCCUCUGCUCCUUCUGGCUUGCAGACACACAUUCUGGUUCCCUGCCUCUAUGCCCCCUCCCAGGUCUCUUCCCCCAGGCCCUAAGGGAGCACUUUCUGCAGAGAAGGGGGCCCCAGAACACUAUUAGGAACAGACGGGGUUCCCUGAGAUGGGGUAUAUCUGGUCUUCUCCAAUGGGGUGGAGGCUUGGGGCUGCCCUCCAUAGCGGGAUUAAUUCCUCCUCCCCACCUGCAUAGAACACAAUACACGCCCACGUGCUCACGCACACAUGUGCGCACAUGCAUUUAUCUCCAUGUUCCGGCCUGCCGUUGCCCUGCCCCACCCACCAAGACCGACAGGGAAGAGGCAGGCUGUCCCUCCGCAGCCCGCCCCCUGAGGUGUGGGCGUGGGCUGGGGUUCCUGAGAGCCGGAGGCCCCAGAUGCUCAGAUCUAGAGCGUCCUGCUGAGCCUUGGGUGGCCCCCACCAGUCUGGCAGGCACUUGCUGGCCCCUCUGCUCAUCACCACCGACCUUUGAUACUCUGCGAUGCCCACUCCCAAUAACUCUGCCCCCCUGCCUGCUUUCUGGGUCAACGCCUCUGGAGGCAAUGUGCUGAGUGCUGCUGAUGCUACGAUGCCUGUUGGAUUCCUAGCCCUGAGGGUCGUGGUUGCCCUGGCCUAUGGGCUUGUGGGGGCUGUCGGCUUGCUGGGAAAUUUGGCCGUACUGUGGGUGCUGGGUAACUGUGCUCGGCGAGCCCCUUGCCCACCUUCUGACACUUUUGUCUUCAACCUGGCUCUGGCAGACCUGGGGCUGGCACUCACUCUCCCCUUCUGGGCAGCUGAGUCGGCACUGGACUUCCAUUGGCCCUUCGGAGGUGUCCUCUGCAAGAUGGUCCUGACAGCCACUGUCCUCAACAUCUACGCCAGCAUCUUCCUCAUCACGGCGCUGAGUGUUGCCCGAUACUGGUUGGUGGCUAUGGCUGCGGGACCAGGAACCCACCUCUCGCUCUUCUGGGCCCGCGUGGCCACCCUGGCCAUGUGGGUGGCGGCUGCCCUGGUGACGGUGCCCACGGCUGUCUUUGGGGCGGAGGGCGAGGUGUGCGGUGUGCGUCUGUGCCUGCUGCGCUUCCCCAGCAGGCACUGGCUGGGUGCCUACCAGCUGCAGAGGGUGGUGCUGGCCUUCCUGGUGCCGCUGGGCAUCAUCACCACGAGCUACCUGCUGCUGCUGGCCUUCCUGCGGCAGCGGCGGCGGCGGCGGCAGGACUGCAGGGUCGUGGCCCGCUCUGUCCGCAUCCUUCUGGCCUCCUUCUUCCUCUGCUGGUUCCCCAACCAUGUGGUCACUCUCUGGGGUGUCCUGGUGAAGUUUGACGUAGUGCCCUGGGACAGCACUUUCUACACCAUCCACACCUACGUCUUCCCUGUCACCACCUGCCUGGCACACAGCAACAGCUGCCUCAACCCAGUGCUGUACUGUCUCCUAAGGCGGGAGCCCCGGCGGGCCCUGGCAGACACCUUCAGGGAUCUGCGAGCAAGGCUGUGGCCCCAGGGCCAGGGCUGGGUGGAACAGUUGGCCCUAAAGAAGGUGGGCAGGCAGUGGGAAGAGAGCACCCCUCGAGAGAGAGGCCCUUCUACUAUGCUGGCCAACCUGGACAAAGGGACCCCUGGGUGAAGGGUGCAAGCUAAACCCCCCUCCUCCUUCUGGGGGUCUGCCAGGUGCAUGAUCCACGCAUCCUAGGGAGAGAGAGGCUGGCCUCUCUGCCAUGCUGCAACACCCUCAGGGAGAGUCUGAUCUUGGAUCUCUAACUCUGGGU